Fusarium pseudograminearum CS3096 is the source of this 1167-nucleotide messenger RNA. RefSeq lists its product as uncharacterized. The coding region runs from base 1 to 1167 and encodes 388 amino acids. Lineage: Eukaryota; Fungi; Ascomycota; Sordariomycetes; Hypocreales; Nectriaceae. The transcript has a single exon. The record is from RefSeq and is a predicted model, not a curated record.
AUGAUCUCUAUCAAGUUGGCCGCCAUCGGCGCCCUUUUGGCGACAGCCCAAGCCCAGAUUCGUCACCCCGAUGAAGAUCUCAUCCUUGCUGAUUGCGGCAUUGGCGACAACAAAGCCCAUCCCAAAUGGUCAACUUCUCGCCAGGUCAACUGGUACAAAGACAUCAAGUGGCCCGAAGAUGCCUCUACAUUCCCUGCUGCCCCUGAUCUGUCCGUUGAAGUUCCGUAUGCAAGCGGAAAGUACCCCUGGAACUCCAAGGGAACCACGGUCAAGCUUUCCAACGGUGUCGUCUGGACAGCCUACAUCAACCCCGCCGUAGCUGAUGGCAUGCCUGCUGGAUCUGCCGUAACCACCAAAGAGGGUGGCCAGGAGCUCAACUGCUAUGCCUAUCGUGGCCGUCCUGUCAGCGCCGCUCUCAACACGACAGUUACCGACGACGCUGUCUGCCUGUCUGCUUUCGUAUGCAACCGUGACGACAAAGCUCCCCCUCGUCCUAGCGACAUGAGCUCUCCCACUUCUACCCUGCAAACAUCCCCCGCUCCUCCUGCUACUACCUUCAUUUCGCAGCCGCCUGCAACACCAAGCUCUACUGGUGGCGCUGACCCAGCCCCUCCCACAGACCCCAAUGCUGGCAAGCUGUUUAUGUCCACUCUUGUCAGUCCUCGUUUCCUCAACUGGCCCAAUACCUGGCAGGCUUUUAUCGAAAACUUCGCCUGGGAUCGACAGACCGGCAAAUGCAUCGCCAAGCCAGUCAAAGGAGACGGAUACACUAUCAACAUUGAUUGUGCAGGAAUCCAGAUCGACUCUGACUCUCAUUUGACUCUCCUCAUGAUCAAAGCUCUUCAUGACAUUGGUAUGAACAGCACUCUUUUCAACCAGAACCCCAUUGUCCCAGGAAAGCGCAACGCUACUGCAGAUCACUGGGUUGUCAUGCCGGAGGCUUUCAACCUCCAGGCAAUUGAUGUUUCACACCAGAAUGUCGUCGGCUACCUCAGUUACAAUACAACCUACGAUAACUUCCUGAGUGGACCCUGUUCGUCUUGCGACACAAAGAGGUUCAAUGAGCAGUUCUUCAACCCCAUUCUGGAUGCUAUGAAGGGCACUUAUCCUCGCUAUAACACCUACAACGUCGAGGCCCAAUGCAGUCCCUGGAUGGCGUGCUUUUAA